Molecule: messenger RNA, 1474 nt
Organism: Aricia agestis (brown argus)
Lineage: Eukaryota; Metazoa; Arthropoda; Insecta; Lepidoptera; Lycaenidae
Product: L-threonine ammonia-lyase-like
Exons: 10
Coding region: 137-1414 (425 amino acids)
Biological process (GO): L-serine catabolic process; L-threonine catabolic process
Molecular function (GO): L-serine ammonia-lyase activity; threonine deaminase activity
Source: RefSeq, a predicted model, not a curated record
AUUAUGUCAAGAAAUAAACUUUGAAAGUGCUUUGUCAAUUUAACAUUUAACAUGAUCAAACAACCAAUUUCUACAGAAUUUUAGAAUUAAUUUAUAAUAAAUUACCCAAAUUCUAUGUUACUAUUAAAGUAUUAAUAUGUCUGCAACAGAGGGUGAUUCUGUAUAUGAAAGUCAACCACACAUAAUAUGUUUUAAUGAAAUCAAAGAAGCUGUUGAAAGAAAUCAUGAUGGAAUUAUACACACACCACUCUGUGAAGCCAAGCUAAGUAAAUACAUGGAUUAUGAUAUAUACUUAAAAUGUGAAAAUUUACAAUACACUGGCAGCUGUGCUGAACGUGGAGUUCGAAAUGCUUUUAUAGCAAACAAAGAAGACAUGACAAACAGAGGAGUGAUUGUACCUUCCAACGGAAAUACAGCCCUCGCUGCAGCAUACCACGGAAAUUCCUUGAGUAUACCUGUGACAGUGGUGAUGCCGGAGCGUACGCCCUCCGCCAGCUCCCAGCGCUGCGCCGAGCUCGGGGCUGAUGUAAUCCUGUACGGUGAAUCUACAGACGACGUCAUUCAAUAUGCGACCAAAAUUAACUCGGAUUUUAAUCAUUAUUUAAUAAGCCCCGACGAUCCCGAAGUGAUAGCAGGUUUGGGCACGGUGGGCAUAGAGAUCAUCACGCAGCUGCCGGAGACAGAUGCUGUGAUAGUGCCGGUGGGGGGCGGAGCCCUGCUGGCAGGCACCAUCGUGGCCUGCAAGAAACUCAAGUGCUCGUGUCUCGUCUAUGGUGCCGAGUGUGCUAAAGUACCAACUAUGAUGAAGUCGCUACAAGCGGGGAAGCCGGUCAAAGUUUCACCAGUAACGAACUUGGCACAAGGGCUCAACGCAUCCGUCGUUGGUGACAACGCCUUCGCAACGAUCAAGGGAAGACUCGAUAGAAUGCUGCUCGUCGACGAGUCGUACAUAGCCAAGGCUAUAAUAAGCGUGUUGGAGCGCGAGAGACUGGUUGUGGACGGCGCGGGAGUUUGCGCGCUCGCUGCGGUCAUGCAGGGGUUAGUGCCGGAGCUGCGGGGAAAACGAACCGUUUGCAUUCUAAGCGGUGGAAACAUAGACUCAGGUUUACUGGCACGAACCAUUCAACGCGGACUCGGCGCCAGUGGUAGGCUGUUGAGAUUCGCGGUUCCCAUCCCUGACCAUCGCAGCGGGCUGGACCGGGUCGCCAAUGUCCUGGCAGACGAAAACGCUGUUCUCAAGAGUUUGGUCACAGAACAGAUGUGGGUUCAUAGCGACGUCAGCUCUACUUGGGGAAACUUUGUAGUUGAAGUUGCAAAUGCAGAACAUUCCUUACAUUUGAAGGACCGAAUCCAAGAGUUUUACCCUUCUGCCAGAUUUGCAAUAACUGAUGUGGAUAAACAGAAGAAAAAUUAAUCACAAACUUUGUCUGCUUACAUAACUUUAGUACAAAUGUUAAAUACAAUUUCCAAAUUU